Daphnia pulex (common water flea) is the source of this 409-nucleotide messenger RNA. RefSeq lists its product as uncharacterized. The transcript is spliced from 2 exons. The record is from RefSeq and is a predicted model, not a curated record. Bases 26 to 409 code for a protein of 127 amino acids. Lineage: Eukaryota; Metazoa; Arthropoda; Branchiopoda; Diplostraca; Daphniidae.
AUUCCAUUUUUACGGUUUUUUCAUCAUGGGCAUUUCAGUGUCCUUAGAAAAGAGCACGCGGUUUCUUUAUGGAAUCGUGUGGUCCUGGCACGAAGAUUCUUGUGCAAUGCUGACCUUUAUCCAUGACGGAAGAGGGACUUCCACCUACGUCCAUCCUUAUCUUCGCGACGAACGCUCAUCUAGCAUCACUGCUACUAAACACAAUUUGUUUUUCUUUACUGGCGACUUGGGCGAGUUUCUGGAUCUGGACCACUUCAUGAUCGCUUCCGUCCGCUGUUACACACCUGUGAUUGUGCCCAGGUACCCAAUAAAUAGUUGCAAUGGCAAAAGGCUUGAAAGUGUUAAAAGAUGGUUACCAUUAAAACAUUUAUUUUCUCAUUUAAGAUCAACAACACUUCCCAGUGACUAG